GCUGUUCACGGGUGCCGAGCACUUCCUUCGAGGGGAGGAAGGGAGACCGUGAAAUGAGGGUGCGGGCCGGGCGGGAGCGCGGGCGCCAUGGCAUCGCUGUUCCCGGCUAAAGGCGUGAGGAGAACGGACAGAGGCGACGACUGCAGCUCCGGAGAAGAGGAGCGGGCCGCCGCUGCCGUGAUGGUGGUGGGCGGGCUGGGGGAGUCUCCAGGCCCGGGUUCGGAGUCGGAGAGCCGCUCGUCCUCCCCGCUGAACCUGACGGAGCAGUUCGAGAGGGCGGCGCAGCGCGUCCCGACGCUGGUGGCUGCGGCCAGCAAGGAGCAGCUCCUCUACUUGUACGCGCGCUAUAAGCAGGUCAAAUGCGGUAGCUGCAACAUUCCCAAACCUGGAUUUUUUGAUUUUGAAGGAAAGCAGAAAUGGGAAGCUUGGAAAGCAUUGGGUGAGACAAGUCUUGAGCAGGCAAUGAGAGAGUACAUUGAUACUGUGAAAAAACUGGACCCUACUUGGAAUCCACAGAUAUCAGAAAAGAAAGGAAAAGAAGGAAAAGCUGUAUUUGGAGGUCCAGUUGUCAGCUCACUGUAUCAAGAAGAAACCAUCAGGGAGGAAGAUAAGAACAUAUUUGACUAUUGCAGAGAAAACAACAUUGACCAUGUAACCAAAGCCAUCCGAUCAAAAAAAGUCGACGUGAAUGCGAAAGAUGAGAAGGGAAGAGCUUUGCUGCACUGGGCAUGUGAUAGAGGACAUAAAGAACUUGCUACAGUACUUCUCCAAUACACUGCUGAUGUUAAUAGCCAGGAUGAUGAAGGUCAAACAGCAUUGCAUUAUGCCUCUACCUGUGAAUUUUCUGAUAUUGUGGAACUGUUGCUGCAAUCUGGAGCUGACCCUACUCUUCGGGAUACAGAAGGAUACUUGCCUGAGGAGGUGACAGACUGUAGAGUAAUCACCUCUAUGCUCCAGGAACACACAGCUGGCAAAGCUUAACUGAAAGGCCAAGGAAGUGAAGCCCAGGGCUUUCAGAAUGGAAAGAAAACUGCAAUAAACCCAUCCUUCUCCUACUAAGUGGUCUACACAAUGCAUAAGGAUUGUAAUUUGUUGAAUGAAAGUGCUUGGUAUUGAUACAUAUUGCUGAAAGCCAAAAAGAGAGUAGUGGACUGUGAAUAACACAGCAUAAGCCUGCGCAACCUACUAUCUACUAUGUGAAAAAUAACCUCAGCCAUAGUUUGUGACUUGCCAUUUGCUUGACGGUGCACUUCUUUUUUUUUUUUGCAGUCCUAAAACCAAUAAAAAGGAUGUAUUGAAUUUCUCCUAUCCUGUCAGAUGUAGCUGUAAGAGAUGUUCAAUUGGGUAGACUGCAGGCUACAAGCCUGCUACAGCACAAGCCUUAAUUCGCCAGCUGAGGAGUUUCAUCAUGUAUGGAAGCUGCUGAGAAAAGAAGGAGCCACAUUGAAGUUGAGGUCCUGUGUGUUCCUUUCCAGGAAUAAGCCCUAUAGAACACUUGCUUUCCCAAGUAGACUUAAGGGCUAGCUUAUUUGCUAAAUGCAACCUAAGAAAGGAAAAUCCAACAGCUGGAUAGGGGAAAGGAAGAGAAGAGCCAGUUUAUAAAGCUUUCUUUUGCCAAACUUCUCAUAUUAGUGACAGUGUUGUUAUUUAUAUUUUCUUGAACUGGGAAUUUGAAGUACUGUAGUACUGUAAGAUCUAAAAAUAAAGGUGAUAGGGUUUUUUUCCCUUGAUCCUAAACUGGUUAGUUAAGUUGUUGCUGUGAUGUUAAACUAUGAGAACUGAUGGGCAUGUUAAUUGUGUAUGUCUCUCUGUUUCUGGUAUAAAAUACUGUCCUGCAUGAUAGAAGAUGUAAAAAAAAUAUUUCUGAAAUGUUUCUUUUUUUCACCUAUCAUUAAACCAAACUAGUUAUACAAAAAG
Molecule: messenger RNA, 1917 nt
Organism: Candoia aspera
Lineage: Eukaryota; Metazoa; Chordata; Lepidosauria; Squamata; Candoiidae
Gene: ACBD6
Product: acyl-CoA binding domain containing 6
Exons: 8
Coding region: 88-981 (297 amino acids)
Biological process (GO): fatty acid metabolic process
Molecular function (GO): fatty-acyl-CoA binding; protein binding
Source: RefSeq, a predicted model, not a curated record